Paramecium pentaurelia is the source of this 1513-nucleotide messenger RNA. Lineage: Eukaryota; Ciliophora; Oligohymenophorea; Peniculida; Parameciidae. The record is from the annotation of a GenBank genome assembly.
AUGAAUUUCUUGCGUCCUCCCCUAACUUCUUUUAUUAAAACUCUUGCUGAUCCAUAAUUGGAAUCAGAACAAUUUAUGAUUGGUAAUGAAUCUAUUACAAGCAAAAAGGAUGUUAUUAGAUAGUUACAAGAGUAAAUCCUAUAUUUUAAGGAGGCUCAUAAUUUUACAUAGUCAGAAAUAGAAGUGAUAAAAUAAUUUGAAUUACUCAUAGAAAGCAAAUAUAAGAGAAGAGCCAAUGACAUUCAGUCUCAUAGUCAACUUACAAAUUUAACAAGGAAAAAGAAGUCAGAAUUGUUUAGAAUGAAGCGUGUAAAGAAAAGAGCUAAGAUCAAGGUAUAUGCUAAGAAACUUAAUGCAGCAAGAAAUAGAUUUCGUAUAUUGGGUUAAUUCAUAUCAAAUGAAGAGAUUCAAAUAAUAGAUGAAACUUUUGGAUCACAUGUCUUUAGCGACAAUCACAAUUUCAAUCUUAAAAUUGGAAGAGCAUUGAAAAAUAAAUUUGGAUAUGAAUAUUAUGAUAAAUCUUAAGUGAUAAAGGAGAUUAAAAGUAUAAAGAGAUAACAAGACCAGAUUUUGAGUCGUAUAUAGGGAAAUAAAUAAAUAUUUUGCAUAAAAACUAAAUAAUUAAAAUAAUGAAUGAAUUACUUAAUUAUGCUCUUGCAAAAUGUUUCCAAGAAAAUAUCUUAAAUGUUGUAAAAGUGAAGACAAGAGUACAUAAGCCCUUGCUCACUUCUGGUUCCUAAGUUAUAGAUUUACCAUAAAGAAAUUAAUCAAAUUUUAUGUCAAAAAAGUCUCAUCCUUCAUGCGAUUUUUAAUUAGAAACGGAACUUGAAUAUUCUCAUUGUAAAAUUAGAUAGAGAUCUAUAAAUGAUGUCUAAUUACCUCACAUUUAGUUAGAUGCUAUAAACAGAAACUUCUUUGAUAAUUAAAAUAUUAACGAUUCAGAUUGUCCAACAACUAAGAGAUAUGAUAGAUUUAGAUCAUUUUCUACAAAAGCAAAUAAGAAUCAUAAAAAAGGUUACUUAGGUCUAGAUAUUAACAAUUAACAAAUAACUUUAAUUUAUAAGAAAUUACUGAUAAAAUUAAAUUCAGAAUUUACAAAAUUCUAAGUAUAUAUUAUUUUUAAUAUGUAUAUUAGUUAACAUUGUAUUUAACCUAAUAUAUUGGAUGUUUGGAUUAUGUUAGUAAAUUAUUAAAUUUAUUAAACUUUCCAUCUAAAAUAACAUUACCAUCUUUUAAAUAAUUGAUUUAUUAGAUUUAAGAAAUGCAAUAAAUUGGUAUAAAUAAUGUAAUAUAGAGAUUCUAUAAUUUAUAUUUUAAACAUUUGAUCUUGAUUGCAAAGGAUUCAUUUCAUCAUCUGAUUUAUUUAAAAUGUUUACAUCAAAUGGAGCAAUUUAAAAAGAUGUAGAUUUUAUUUAUAAAAAUGUUCCUAUUGAAAAUGAAAGAGAGAAAAAACUUUAAAAGAUUUAUUUAUGUGAAUUUAAAGAAAAACCAAGACCAAUGUUAAUAACAAUGA